Molecule: messenger RNA, 659 nt
Organism: Guillardia theta CCMP2712
Lineage: Eukaryota; Cryptophyceae; Pyrenomonadales; Geminigeraceae
Exons: 1
Coding region: 28-636 (202 amino acids)
Source: RefSeq, a predicted model, not a curated record
ACCCUCGGCCUACCCGGAGCACGAGCCAUGUUUCAUCGCUAUGACAAGAACAAGACCAUCUCCCUGGACAAGCAGUACGUGCCCUCCCUGGACUUGCAGGAGGCGGAGAGGCUAGAUCAGAUGUUGCUUCAGAUCUUUCAGAAACCUUUCUGCGGCAUCCCCGACGACCUCUGGUUGCUCGACAGCCUCACUGAGCUGCAGAUGAAGAGGUCGGGGGUAGAGAACUUCAGGUACCCCUCCUCCGUACCCAAGUUGCCGGUGACAGGUAUGACCCGGGUCCUCAAGGACGGGCAGAAGCUCGGUAUCUUCACGCUACUAGAGGAGCAGGCAAAGAGCUUCGAGGGCGUGCUCCAGCUACAAGUUACCGACGUCAUCGGGGCUGUAGAGAACGAGAGGACGGAGAGGGUAAUGGAGGACCUUGGCUUCCAUGUUCCCAAGGGGUCGGCAGGAGGCGAACAGAUCUCGGAGGAGAAGAUGAGGGUGACAUUAAGGAGGGAGAGGCAGGAGGAGGAAUCUCUGAAGGAGGUGAAGAAGACCCAAGAUUCAAACUCCUCCUUCGACUUCCAGGGCAUGAGGAUACAACUCGGAUCCAGCCUCACGUCAAGGACACACCCCUGUUUUGAUUUCACGAGAUGAUCAGAAAUGAAUCUUUUUCUUUG